AUGGCGCAAGACGCGGCUUCGUCCUCCUCCUCCUCGCCGUGCGUCGUCGUUUUGCUCCCCGACGGCUCGGCGCGCCUGUACGACGACGCGCGUCUCACGGCGUCGGCUGUGCUCGCUGACUUCCCCCGCCACGUGCUCCUCUCCACCCUCAGCACCGCCACGCCUCGCACCCCCUUGCCACCCGCCGCGACCCUCCAAGCUGGCCGAACGUAUUAUCUCGUUGCCGAGACGCACUGUCCGCGAACGGCGGCGAGAAUCGAGGUGGAAACGUUUGAUUCGGCGUGCUCGGAUUGCCAAUUUCCCCGCCGCAGGGUGCUGCAGAAGUCGCUGACGUUGCCGUCCAACGGCGUGACGUCACUCGCGCGUCCAGACCAAAACAGAAACACUGGGUCCACACAAGAUUGUUUUACCGCUCCGCAGAUGGACUUCGGAUUGGGUCCCGCCGACUGGAGGUCCGAGAUUCAAUCAAAUGAGAGACCAGACGGAUUAAUCCCCACCUCCGGGAACUACGACGGCCAGAGAUCGCUCGGAUCGUACGGCCCAGUUUCGCCGCUUUCGCCGCUGUCUCCCUAUUCUCCCGCGCUUUCCACGGUCAGCGACGGUGCGACUCCAAUUCCGUAUCGUUACAGUCACUGUAAUGGUGACGGUGGCGCGCGGCUUCCGACGUGGCAGGAAAUGGAGGGCGUGGAGAGCACCGAGACAAUGCAAAAAACUUGCACGUCUGACAGUCGCCGACCUGCGAACCCUAUUCUCCAAGAGCUCGACGAUUUCGAGGAUAUGACCGACAGUCGUUCACCCAACAAUCAGCAGCACUCUCCCCAUUCCUCCAUCGGCCAACUUCGCGGAAGACGAUCUCUCGAUUCUCUCGCACAGCCAACCACAGCGGCCCGCCGAGCAUCGUCUAAGCCGUCGUUUCUGGACAAGCUUCCCUUACUAAAAGGAUGGAGUUUCAAAUCUCGCAAGGCUAACACCGGUCGGAAGAUCAGUAAGAACAGCGAGAGUUGCGGCGACAUUAUCGGACAGAAUCGAGAGGAGGAAGCUUGGAACAAUUUUUACGACAAAUCCGUGAUGCACACAGACACGCAAAUUCUCGCACACCGGAAUAAGCUACCAGAAUACUCAGCGGGUGUACACGCUGAUCCAAGGGUGUAUGCUUGUAACGAGGAUGUGUAUGCGACUGGUGUGAGAGUAUUCCCAAGGCAGCACGCGUCGCAUGGGGCUGGCGAGGACGCGUUUGUUUUCAGCUACGAGCGACACCACUCGCAGCUGUUCUAUCGCGGAUGCGGCAGUGAGGCGAUGUAUGCCUAA
Molecule: messenger RNA, 1308 nt
Organism: Closterium sp. Yama58-4
Lineage: Eukaryota; Viridiplantae; Streptophyta; Zygnematophyceae; Desmidiales; Closteriaceae
Source: the annotation of a GenBank genome assembly